Hirsutella rhossiliensis is the source of this 1449-nucleotide messenger RNA. RefSeq names its product major facilitator superfamily domain-containing protein. The record is from RefSeq and is a predicted model, not a curated record. The coding region runs from base 1 to 1449 and encodes 482 amino acids. Gene Ontology annotation, molecular function: transmembrane transporter activity. Gene Ontology annotation, biological process: transmembrane transport. The transcript has 5 exons. Lineage: Eukaryota; Fungi; Ascomycota; Sordariomycetes; Hypocreales; Ophiocordycipitaceae. Gene Ontology annotation, cellular component: membrane.
AUGGCCGACCUGGACAAGUCGACAGACGACGAGGCGGCCAUUGUCUCUGGCGCUGCCGCCAACGAGCUACACGUCUCCCGGGAGGCCAACCUUCGAAUCCGCCGCGCAUUUGAUCGCCGGGUGCUGCCCCUUGUCUGCUGCCUCUACGUCUUCUCAUACCUCGACCGCGGCAACAUUGGUAACGCAAAGACGGCGGGAGCCCAAGAUGCCCUCGGCCUCGACUCGGCCCAGUGGGCCUGGGUCCUCAACUCCUUCUACAUCUCCUACGUCGCCUUUGAAUGGACGACGAUGCUGUGGAAGAUACUGCCCGCUCACAUUUACGUGUCCGUCCUUUGCGUCUGCUGGGGCGCCGCCGCCAUGAGCUCUGGAGCCGCACGCAACAUGACUGAGCUUGUUAUCACGCGAUGCUUCCUUGGCAUAUUCGAGGCCGCCUUUGGCGCGGGCGCCCCUUACUUCCUCUCCAUGCUCUACAAGCGCCGCGAGUUGGGGUUUCGCAUGUCACUUCUGCUGGGCAUGAUGCCCCUGGCCAACACCUUUGCCUCCAGCCUCGCCUACGGCAUCACCCAGAUCCGCCACUCACUGGAGCCGUGGAGGCUCUUGUUUAUUAUAGAGGGCUCUUUCAGUGUUCUCUUCGCCCCAGCCAUCUACUUCUUCCUCAUCGACUCGCCGGCCACGGCCUCUUUUCUCACUCCGGGAGAGCGGCUCUUGGCUCUUGAGCGGCUGCAGCUCAAGGACUCGGCGGCCAAGGACGGCGUCAAGUGGCGGCAGUUGUUAGCCGGCUUUCGCGACUACAAAAACUACGUUCACUCCGCCAUCCACUUCUGCGCCAACUUCUCCUUUGCUGCCCUCUCCAACUUCUUGCCGACCAUUGUCCACGACAUGGGCCAUGACGCGAUCAGCGCCCAGGGGCUCACGGCCCCUGCCUAUUUCGCCGCCUUUGUGCUCUGCGUUCUCACCUCGUACGCGUCAGACAAGCUGGGCAGGCGCGGCCUCUUUCUGGCUGGCACGGCGACCAUGGCAGUGGUCGGGUAUGGUCUGCUCGCUGGCAUCCGCGACCAAAGCAAGACGGGCGCACGCUACGCCGGCGUGUGGCUCGCCGCGUGCGGGGCGUUUCCGGCCCUGAGCCUCAAUGUCACUUGGCUCCUCAACAACCAGGGCGGCGACUGCAAGAAGGGGGCCGGCCUCGCCAUCUUCCUGACCCUCGGGCAGUGCUCCUCGUUUGUCAGCAGUACGAUGUUCCCUAAGAGCGACGGGCCAUUCUACUCAAAGGGCUGUGCCAUUGGAUGCGGGCUGACUGGUCUCAUGGUGAUUUUGGCCCUCGGCAUGCACUUUGCCCUCGACUGGGAGAACCGACGCAGAGAUGGGCUGUACGGGCCGGUAGGCGCAGAUGCUCGAAUCGAUGUGACUGAUGAAGGCGAUGGCCACCGCCAUUUCCGAUACGUCACAUGA